AUGGACGUACAUCCAAAACUAUUUAGCAUAGGCGGUGAAGCCGCUCGAGGCAAAAAACGAGCAACCUCCUGCCAAAACAAAACCGAUCAAGGUUGCAACGUGAUGGUCCAAGCCUUCUUCAAACUAGAAGAAGUGACCUUCGACGAAGAAGACUUGGUUAUUACAAGAGGACAUUUGUGGAAGGAGAUUAGCUGA
Penicillium taxi is the source of this 195-nucleotide messenger RNA. RefSeq lists its product as uncharacterized. The record is from RefSeq and is a predicted model, not a curated record. The transcript has 2 exons. Lineage: Eukaryota; Fungi; Ascomycota; Eurotiomycetes; Eurotiales; Aspergillaceae. Bases 1 to 195 code for a protein of 64 amino acids.